GCAAAAUCUCGCCUAUCAUGUAAAAGACAACCCUAAAUUAUUCAUGUGCAAGUAAUGAAGUCCAUUAAUAUGUUGAACAUAGAUUUAUUCUAAAAGUAAACCUAAUUUGAUAAUGUCAAUAUUGGUAUUUCAAUUGACAAAGAAAACUCCUAUGCUGGAUUGUAAAAGAAGAGGCAGCUUCAAAAUAGAGACACAACCACUCAAACCUAACAGAAGACAGAUUUACAGUCAAAUAGUGGUUUAUAGAAAUCAUCAUCACUCUCUUAAUUUUAUCGACCUUCAUCCUCAAAUGAUAAACAUUCUUAUUAACACUAGAAUACGUAUGCAUACUUAAAAGACAUGAAAAACUCAUCAUAUAGUUAGUAACUUUAGUAGAGUAGUUAUUAAAAGCGUCACACUUCCUCUAAGCAAGUCAAAGAACACAAUUCUAAAUAAGUCUAAUACCCUUAGAAUAUUUAAUUGAGACUAAAUUCACUUGAAAGUUAUGAAGACAAGAAGCUUAAUCUUAAAUUGAUGAAGAGUAGUUUAUAAAAACAACAAAAUCUGAAAUCAAAAGAUCUCUCAGAAUUUAAAAAUUAUUAAAUUUUGGACAAUAAGACAGAAAAAUAAAAAUACAAAGGAUUAUUGGCUAAAUACUUUCAAAUUAGUUAACAUAAAAUUGCUGAUGAGAAGAAAUAAACAAAAGAUGUAAAACAAAUUUAUAAUAUGUACACUUAAAUCAAAGAUAUUAAAAAUUGUAAUACAAAUUAAUUAAAAUAAACUCAAGAAAAGAAGAAAGGGCAACUUUAGGAAUUUGUCACAUAAUUAAAUGGAGACACUUUCGGAGCUAUAUAGAAAUUAUAAAUGAGUAAUACUCUCAUCAAAUCUGAUAGAUAACAAUCGAGUGAUGUUAAAUAAACUCAUCACAACAAAAUUAGUGUGACGUAACAAAAUGAACCUGUAAAAAUAAUCAUAUUAUCAUACUUAGUUUCUAUAUUACAUAUCUUCAAUUAUAUCAGCAUUAAGAGUCAAGGAAUAAAAUAAAUAUGACGAGAAAGUAAGGGAUCACUUUGCAUAAACCUACUAAGUAAAAUAGAUUUUUAAAUCAAGGGGUUAUUGUUUGCAAGUCAAUUUGAUUUGAAUUUUGACGAGGAUAAAAUAUUAAGUCUUCCAAGAUCUAACAAUUUAAAAACGAUUGUUUUUGAUUUAGAUGAAACAUUAAUUCAUUGUAAUGAAAAUGCAUAGAUUCCUGGAGAUGUCAUCCUUCCUAUUACAUUUCCAAAUGGUGAAACUGUUCAGGCUUCAAUAAACAUUAGACCUCAUGCUUAGAAAGUGUUAUAGACACUCUCUAAACAUUUUGAGAUCAUCAUCUUCACAGCUUCACAUUCAAGUUAUGCAAACAUUGUGAUUGAUUAUUUGGAUCCAAAAAGAUAAUGGAUAUCUCAUAGACUGUUCAGAGAGAACUGUGUAUAGACACCUGAAGGGGCCUACGUAAAAGAUUUAAGGUAAAGCUUAAGUAUUUUUAGAGUAUUAGGAAAUAGGAAAUUAUCGAAUGUACUUUUGGUAGAUAAUGCUUCAUAUUCUUUUGGUAAACAGAUUGAAAAUGGAGUGCCAAUCAUCUCUUUUUAUGAUAAUUAUGAUGAUUAGGAGUUGUUACAUUUACAACACUAUUUGUUGAGUUUUAGACAUGAGAAGGAUGUGAGAGAUUUAAAUUAAAGAAUGCUAAAAUUAAAUUAAUUCACCAAUUAUUAAGAUCUAAAGGAACUACUGUAAGGUUUAUUUGAAAUGUACAUAUGA
Molecule: messenger RNA, 1776 nt
Organism: Paramecium octaurelia
Lineage: Eukaryota; Ciliophora; Oligohymenophorea; Peniculida; Parameciidae
Source: the annotation of a GenBank genome assembly